CCUUCAUAUCUCAUCCAAAUACACAUUUUUUUUCCCCAUCUUCACCAAUUAAUAUCUACCACAAAAUGGCCUCUCCCAAUCCAAGCAAAACACUAAUGACCCUCAUUGUGUUGGGAACAAUCCUUGUCGGGGCUCUUCCCAAAAAUUAUGUGAUGGCUCAAAAUUGUGGGUGCAGCUCUGACCAGUGCUGCAGCAAAUAUGGCUACUGCGGCACCGGCGACGACUACUGCGGCGACGGGUGCCAAAGUGGACCAUGCUAUGCCACACCAACCUCAUCAAACAAUGUGGGUGACAUUGUGACACCAGAAUUCUUCAGUGGCAUACUCAACAAGGCCACUGGUGACUGUCCAGGCAAGAGCUUCUUCACCCGAGACGCUUUUCUCAACGCUGCCAACGCCUACCCUCAAUUCGGUAGCGGUUCCGCCGAUGAGUCUAAACGCGAGAUUGCAGCUUUCUUUGCUCACGUCUCCCAUGAGACUGGAUUUUUGUGCCAUAUAGAAGAGACAGACGGUGCAAGUCAGGACUACUGUGAUGAGACAAGAACAGACUAUCCAUGCAACCAAAACAAGAAAUACUACGGCCGUGGGCCCCUCCAGCUGACGUGGAACUACAACUACGGAGCAGCUGGGAAUGCCAUCGGCUUCGACGGGCUGAACUCGCCGGAAACUGUGGCCACAGACGCCACGGUGUCGUUCAAGACGGCGGUGUGGUUCUGGAUGGAGAAUGUUCACUCAGUGAUGAGCCAAGGGUUGGGAGCAACCACUAGAAAGAUAAAUGGUGAUGUGGAAUGUGACGGCAAAGAGCCUGACAAAGUUCAAGCCCGCGCCAACUAUUACACUGCCUACUGUAAUCAGCUUGGUGUUGAUCCUGGAUCCAAUCUCACUUGCUAAUUAAUUAUUAUGUGUACUUAAUUAUAAGGAUGUACUUGUAAGAAUAAUUAAUCAAUAAGAGUCCUUCGACGGCAAUCAGUUUCUUCUGAUUGCUGAUCUAUCUAUAUAGAUGAGUAGAGUGUA
Messenger RNA from Morus notabilis, 1013 nucleotides. Its product is annotated as endochitinase EP3. NCBI's taxonomy places the organism in Eukaryota, Viridiplantae, Streptophyta, Magnoliopsida, Rosales, Moraceae. The record is from RefSeq and is a predicted model, not a curated record. Bases 66 to 890 code for a protein of 274 amino acids. Gene Ontology annotation, molecular function: chitinase activity; chitin binding. The transcript has 2 exons. Gene Ontology annotation, biological process: chitin catabolic process; cell wall macromolecule catabolic process; carbohydrate metabolic process.